AUGGGAGACGAUAUGGGAGGCAAUAACAAAGGGCAUCUUCAAAAUCAGUACAGAACCGACUGGGCUCAAGUCUUGGAUUAUGUAUCGAACCAAAGCAAAGUAGAGCGGAGAGCUAUCUGUCUCGCUAUGCUCUACAAACCACUGUCUAUACAAUUUGAAAGGAGAGGAAUGGAAGAAGGCACAAAAAGGAACCACAUCCGGGGGCUCUUAUCACAAAAUGGAUUUAUAAACAAAUUUGUAUUCAUAUUUCCACCAUUCGAACAAGAGGAGAUAGACGGUACGACAAAGCGUAUCAAGCAUGGAUCCUUGCUAGAGUUUAAGCUCCUGAGGUCACCAAACCAAGCUGCUCUUUUACAAGCGUUUUUUUUUUUACUCUUUUAG
Messenger RNA from Arabidopsis thaliana (thale cress), 381 nucleotides. RefSeq lists its product as uncharacterized. Lineage: Eukaryota; Viridiplantae; Streptophyta; Magnoliopsida; Brassicales; Brassicaceae. The transcript has a single exon. The record is from RefSeq and is marked reviewed. The coding region runs from base 1 to 381 and encodes 126 amino acids.